Messenger RNA from Aaosphaeria arxii CBS 175.79, 724 nucleotides. RefSeq lists its product as uncharacterized. NCBI's taxonomy places the organism in Eukaryota, Fungi, Ascomycota, Dothideomycetes, Pleosporales. The transcript has a single exon. Bases 109 to 630 code for a protein of 173 amino acids. The record is from RefSeq and is a predicted model, not a curated record.
UCUAUUGCUCUCCAUGCUUGGCGGAUUGGAUGUAUACCCACGGCGUACCCUGGUAGCUAACAAAGAGCUUAGGAUUCAUUCCGAGACGCAAAUGAAGAUUUGGAUGCCAUGUCGCCAGCAUCUAGCCAUACGGUGACAAACGAUAUACGCACAAAACCGCUACCAUCAAUACCGUCCUCACCUCCACCCCCAAUCGAUGCCCCAUACCGCGAUGACCCUGCGCCAGAGGCAGCUCACUCGCAGGCAGCUCUACCGCAUAUGUAUCAACAGUAUCCGCCGCCAUUAUCGCCUAGCGGAAGUGUCGUCUACUUCGAGCCAUACUCAGACGACCCAAAUCGCUCUCGGAAUGACGAGGACGUCCCGCUUGCACACUUAUACCCAUAUCCCACAGAGGCACCGCCCGCGUACCACAUCAUCGUCCCACAAGCCUACCGCAACACAUUAAUAGCGAACAUCCCGAGCUUUCGUGGGGAUUCAUUAGACGUGGAAGAGGAAGCAGGCAUCGACCCUGAAGAAUUCGACGACGUGCGACUGACUGUAGAAGCCAUCGUAGCUGCAGCAACGGUCGUCAUUGUACUAUUCCUAGUCUCAGGCAUAAUGAUCUGGUGGAUCUUUAGUUUCGGGCUCUAAGCGCGAAUAGGCGGACCCUGCGUGUUACCAUGGAGGUAAAGAAUCGCAAGCUAGCCCCGCGAAUGGCAUUGUGAAGAUGGAUUUUAGCGUACUA